CAAAUGUCAUAAUAUUGUUUUGUUUACACAUGCAAGGAAAGAGGGAACUUGUAAAAUAGAUAAGUAGUAUAGAAUAAAAUAAUGAACGACAGUAAAAUAAUUAAACUAUGCAAAGAGCUGGGAUGCUGCGAUACAUGUUGUCUCCGUUAUAUAGGAUUGAAGAGUCCUGCAGCUUACGAAGAAGCCAAACAAUUUCUUGUUAAAUAUGUACGAGAUAAAACAGAACAUGCCAACAAUGUCGACCCGAGCACAGAUCAAGAUGAAACCAAUCCUCCUGAAGAGAUUGGCCCAACGGCAGAACAAGAUAAAAUUGAGCCAGCCGACUGUGCCAACCACAGCAAAGAACAAGAUCAAACAGAGCUUGCCGACGGUGUCAACCAGAAAACAGAGCAAGAGGCUGGCUCAUUACAGAAUGACACUGAGAAGACUUCCUGUGACAGAAAUGGAGCGGAGUCAGACGAGCCCCCGGCCAAAAAGCAGAAGACUGACAGUAUAUGUGUGAGCUGCAUUGGUGUGCUGCAGGAGGAGAACUGGCCACAAUGCUAUGCCAUGGUCAAGGAGGUGCUGGACAAGAAGCGGUAUGAGUGUGACACAUUUGCGUGUGCACUGUCUGCACCAAUUGCCACCAUGCUGCGGGAGCGCUACAUCACACUCUGUCUCAAGGAGCAGUUUGCAGACUAUGAUGCUGACAAGCUGCUGACCCCCUUGAAGGAGGCGUGGAAGUGGUCGUUUGGCGCGCAUCUGGCCGCGCACGUCGGCAUUACCCUGGACUCGGGCGCCGUGUCGCCGCUGCUCGUCACGCUCAACCUCGAGUAUCCGGACGACCUACAGGAGUUGGAGGUGCUGAAGACGUUGUCGGCGUCGCUGUUCGAGUCACGCAGCAAGCAGCGACAGCGCUUCGCGGUGGAGUUCACUCGGCGCUCCGUGGAGCAGGCGCUGCGCGGCGUGACGCUGGCGAGGCUGCGCGCGCAGCCCGCCUGGGAGGGGGGCGCGCCCGCUCCCCGCGCCCAGGCCAGGCCCGUCAGCGUGCAGGCUGCGCAUGCGCCGCUGUACUUGGGCGGCCGCUACAUCAAACUCAGUCGCACGUUGCCGCAGACGCCAUGGCUUGUCAACGGACUGCGCAUGAUGCACUCCUCCGUGCAGGAGAUCAUCUUCGGGCCCAUCGCGCGCCUUUACGGGAUGAGUCCGGACGAGACGGAGUACCGGUUGAAGUUCAUGUCGGCGGGACGCGAGGACGUCGACGUGCGCUGCCUGGGCGACGGCCGGCCCUUUGCCGUCGAGGUGUCGGACCCGCAGCGCACCCCCACCGCGGACGAGUUGCGGCGUAUGUGCGACGAGAUCUCGGAGGGCGAACAAGUCAUCGUCAAGAGCUUAGUGCCAGUAUCCAGGGAAGAACUGGCGGAGCUGAAGAAGGGAGAAGAGACCAAGUGCAAGACAUAUGAGGCGCUCUGCAUCAAGCUGUCCCACACCGAGGACGACGAGCUCACGGCCAACGGCGACACGGCGAUCCGCGUGACGGAGCGCGACAUCGCCAACAUCAACAGCUACCGCAACAGCGACAGCUCGCGCGUGCUGCUGAGCCAGCGCACUCCCAUCCGCGUGCUGCACCGGCGGCCGCUGCUCACGCGCACGCGCCGCAUCCUCGACCUCACCGCCUACCCCGUGGCCGGUCACCCGCAGCUGUUCGUGGUCCGGCUGCGCACGGAGGCGGGCACCUACGUCAAGGAGUGGGCGCACGGCGAGGCGGGCCGCACGCGCCCCCGACUGCAGGACGCGCUGCGGGCGCGCGCGGACAUCCUCGCGCUGGACGUGGCCAGCGUCGACCUGCCCUGGCCCAACACCAACACGCUCUGAUCAACAACAUUCAUAAUAUAUAUUUUCUUACCAAAUUA
Messenger RNA from Trichoplusia ni (cabbage looper), 1892 nucleotides. It is a transcript of the gene Pus10, whose product is annotated as putative tRNA pseudouridine synthase Pus10. NCBI's taxonomy places the organism in Eukaryota, Metazoa, Arthropoda, Insecta, Lepidoptera, Noctuidae. The transcript has 10 exons. The record is from RefSeq and is a predicted model, not a curated record. Gene Ontology annotation, molecular function: pseudouridine synthase activity; RNA binding. Gene Ontology annotation, biological process: tRNA pseudouridine synthesis. Bases 82 to 1854 code for a protein of 590 amino acids.